UGUAUAAAUAUGAGACGAGUCGCUGGCUGCGCGAUCAGAGCAGACAUAUGUACACAUGGUCUCUGUCAGACCCUUUCUGCAUCAUCUACCUAAACGCUGCACUUCGACCAAGAGGUUGACAACGAUAGGUCCUCCUGCCCUUAUGCUACAGGUGCCUUGAGAAGCAGGCUGUCAGUUCUGACCAGACCCUCAGAGCUGCAUGAUGAAGUGCUACUGCUGCUGCCGCUGCCACACAGCACCGCGCCUGCUGCUGCUGCUGAUGGGGCUGCUUGCCACCCUGCACGUCACACAAGCCGCAGUGUGUCCUGACAAAGAGCCGGGUCUGCAGCCCUGGACCCCGGGCCACAGCGAGGCUCAUCGCGUUACCAUCGGUUACGGACGCAGAGUCCUCCUCACCAGCUCAGCCACUGUCCACUCUAUUGAGAUCCUCAACGGAGGAAAGCUUGUAAUUGCCGACACAGGCCGUCCUAUCCUGCUGAGGGCCAAGCACAUCCUGAUCGGGAGCAGAGGAGAGCUGCACAUCGGGAGCCCUGAGUGCCCUUAUAAAGGCAACCUCACCAUAUCCCUCUUCGGAAGAGCCGACGAUGCUGACAUUGAGCACAGCUACUUUGGGCGAAAGUACAUCGGCGUCGGCACGGGGGGCACGCUGGAGGUGCACGGUGCCAAGAAGCUGUCCUGGACCUUCCUCAACAAGACACUGGCCCCUGGCGAGGGCAACGACAACAGCUACCACUUCGAGAGGGGCUGGGGGAACAGGGGCAUCAUCGUCCAUGUUAUCGACCCCAGCACGGGCAACGUGCUGCACAACGACAGGUUCGACACGUACCGCAGUAAGGAUGAGAGUCGGCGCCUGGCCCAGUACGUGGGAGCGGUGGAGGAGGGCAUGAUCCUGGCCAUGGUGGUGAACGACGAGGGCUCCAAUAACCUGGAGGACACGGCCAAGAAGGCGCUCUCUAAGAUGGGCAGCCGAGAGCUCACACGCCUGGGAUUCCGUCAUUCCUGGAGUUUCAUCACGGUGAAGGGGGACUCUUCCCUGGCGGUGGAGGACAGGGCUAUCUAUCAGGGUACCAAGGCUUCCUCGGAGGCCAAGAGCUCCAGAAUCUUCCACACGGGCUACGGAGAACAUUUUACUAUCACUACAUCCAGCCAGUGGGUACAAGAGGCGGAGUGGACGGAGUGGUUUGACCGGGAUGAUGAAAGGGGCUCUGGAGACUGGGAGAAGCUCUCUGAUCUCCACAAGGCUUACCCUGAGCGCCUCUGCAGCAACCCACUGGACAUGGAGGUCGAGACCCAUGACGGCAUCCCUGCCAACAUGACCGGCGAGAUCUUCUCUAAGAACGACCAGAGCUACGGCUUCGUGUGCCUGAAUAAGGAUCAGGCCGACGGGCUCUGCCAUAACUACAGAGUGCGCUUCCUCUGCGGCAAGCUGGUCCGCCCUCAAGCAUCCAUCACGGUUGACACGCUGUCCAACUCCAGCAUCCUAGAGCUGGCUGACGAGGCGUACGGCUGGAGGGCCGGUGACCGGCUGGUGGUGGCCAGUACCGACUACUCCAUGCACCAGGCCGAGGAGUUCGACGUGCUGCCUUGCCCCGCCUGCGCUACCAACCAGGUCAAAGUUCAAGGCAAGCCAGUGUUUGUGCACAUGGGUGAGGAGGUGGACGGUGUGGACAUGAGGGCGGAGGUGGGCCUGCUGAGUCGUAACAUCCUGGUGAGGGGCGAGAUGCAGCCCACCUGCUACGGCACCGAGGCCUGCAAGUUCUUCUCCUUCGACACCUUCGGCGGACACAUCAAGGUGGAGAAGGGGUUCCGUGCGGUGCAUUUUGAGGGUGUGGAGAUGCAGCAUAUGGGGCAGCAGUCUAUGGGCCACUACCCGGUGCACUUCCACAUGAACGGGGACGUGGACGAGCAGGGGGGGUACAACCCCCCCACCUAUGUCAAGGACCUGUCCAUACACCACACCUUCUCCCGAUGCGUCACUGUGCACGGCUCCAACGGCCUGCUGGUGAAGGACAUUGUGGGCUACGAUGCGCUGGGCCACUGCUUCUUCACGGAGGACGGUCCGGAGGAGCGGAACACGUUUGACCACUGCCUGGGGCUCAUGGUGAAGGCCGGCACCCUGCUGCCCUCCGACAGAGACAGCAAGAUGUGCCGCGACAUCACCUACGGGGCCUACCCCGGCUACGUAGCUAAGCCACGACAGGACUGCAGUGCCACCUCCACCUUCUGGAUGGCCAACCCCAAUAACAACCUCAUCAACUGUGCUGCCGCGGGCUCAGAGGAGACAGGUUUCUGGUUCAUCUUCCACCACGUCCCCACGGGGCCCUCAGAGGGCAUGUACACUCCCGGCAGGACCGAGCACACGCCCAUGGGGAAGUUCAUCAACAACCGCGCACACUCCAACUACAGGGCGGGCAUGAUCCUUGACAACGGCGUAAAGACCACAGAGGCCAACGCCAAGGACAAGAGGCCCUUCCUGUCUCUGGUGGGGGCGAGGUAUGGUCCACAUGAGGAUGCGGACCCCUUCAAGCCCAGAGUGCCAGCGCUCAUCCACCACUUUGUGGCCUACAAGAAUGAGGACCACGGUGCUUGGCUCAGAGGAGGAGACGUGUGGCUGGAUGAUUGCCAAUUCGCUGAUAAUGGCAUCGGCCUAACCCUGGCCAGCGGAGGCACCUUUCCAGACGACGACGGCUCACGUCAGCAAGUGCAGAACUCGUUGUUUGUGGGCGAGAGCGCCAAUCGGGGCAUGCCCAUGCCCAUGCACAGCAUCUGGGGUCCCGGGGGCACCGACCUGUCGGAGAGGUCGCUACCCAGGGGAGUGAAUUUCCCGAUCCGAGGCAUGCAGAUCUAUGACGGGCCCAUCAACGUCCAGAACUGCACCUUCCGGAAGUACAUCGCCCUUGACGGCCGUCACACCAGCGCGUUCGGUUUCCGCCUCAACAACUCCUGGCAGAGCUGUCCCAACAACAACGUCACGGACAUCACAUUCGACGACGUUCCGUUGACGUCACGGGUCUUCUUCGGCGAGCCGGGCCCCUGGUUCAACCAGAUGCAGAUGGACGGGGACAAGACCACCAUCUUCCAUGACGUGGACGGCUCGGUGAGCGAGUACCCCGGCGCCUUCUUGGUCAAGGAGGACAACUGGAUGCUGCGCCACCCCGACUGCAUCGACGUGCCCGACUGGAGAGCUGCCAUCUGCAGCGGGCACUAUGCCCAGAUAUACGUUCAGACGCGGCAGCCUGCCAACCUGGACCUGACCAUGGUGAAGAACGAGUAUCCAGAGCGGCCGCUGCGUCUGGUGGGUGCGCUGGGUAAGAAGAACCACUACCAGCAGUUCCAGCCCGUGGUGGCGCUGGCCAAGGGCUACACCAUGCACUGGGACCAGGCCGCACCCGCAGAGGUCACCAUCUGGCUCAUCAACUUCAACAGGGGCGACUGGAUCAACGUCGGCAUCUGUUACCCGCGGGGAACAGCGUUCACCAUCAUCUCCGACAUCCACAACCGCCUCACCAAGGAGACGCGCAAGACGGGCGUGUUCAUGCGCACCAUGGACCGUGACAAGAUGGGCCACGGCCACCAGGCCAGGGGCUACUACUACUGGGAGGAAGACACGGGGCUGCUCUUCUUGAAAGUCCGGGCUCAUAACGAUAAGGACGACUUUGCCUUCUGCUCGGUGAAGGGCUGCGAGAGGGUGAAGAUCAAAGCAGUCAUCCCCAAGGGAAGCCCUCCCAGCAACUGCAUGGCACAGGCCUACCCUCGCCACACUGAGAUGCCCGUCGUGGAUGUGCCCAUGCCCAAGAAGCUACCUCAGUCGAAACUGCCCGACACAUCAGAGCACUUCCUCGAGAUCCGACUGGAGUCCUACAACACGCGCUUCUUCCACAUCAAAGAAGACUUUGCCUUCACAGAGGUGAAUGGGAAGAAGAUCUACCAGUCUGAUGACGGCGUGCAGCUGACGGCCAUCGAGGGCCACUCAGGGAAGGUGUUGGAGACCAAAGGCUUCCGGAACUCUCUGCUCAUGGGCAUUCCAGCACAGAUAGACAACUUCAUCUCCAACCUGAAGGAAGAAACUAUUGUGUUGGUCACCUCCAAAGGACGCCUGGCGACAAGAGGAACUUGGACCAAAGCUCUGGAGAAAAUCGGAGCAGACCCCACUGUGAAGUUGAAAGAUAAGAUGGUGUUUGUGGGCUUCAAAGGGAGCUUCAGGCCCGACUGGCUGAAGAUGGUGCUGGACGACAGCCUGGCCAAGAUUCACCAAGUCUUACCCAUCCCCAUCGUCAGGAAGAACAGCCUAUAAGGGAGGAUAGUUACACUAGAGCAGACACUUGACUGGACUGCAGCCUGGCCUACCCUGUCCUGCCCUGGCCAGCCUGCUCUCACCACUGCCCAACAAACUGUUGUGAGAGCCCCCUUUGUAAAGCCCAGAGUGGACUACAGAACAGGAGGAUACAACAGCGAAGACGAAGCAGAAGAAGAAAAUGAAAUUUUUUUUAAAAAGAAGAUAACAAAGCGUUAAAAAAGCAUGCAUUUGUGUUGCUUAGCUUAUCCUCCCAGCUGGUCUUGAUAUCUGUGACUCCGUGGACGUGAGUGAGUGGAUUGUGUCGUCGUCAGUUGAAUAUACUUGACUCUCCCAGAAAAGAAAAAACUGAAGAAGAAAAAAAAAUCACAUUCCUUGUUUCGUCCUACUCAGUGAUGUCAAACCUGUCUCAUUCCAGAAGAAAGUUGUUUUUACUUGGCUUCAAUGGGGUUUCCAGCUUAAUAUUGUGAUGUUUUCACUCACUCGUCUCAUACCAAGCAUUUUGUGGCGUUAUGUUUGAGUUCCUAUAGUACCAGCGACCAAAUUGUACCACCCCCUCCCCCUCACCCAACCUUUAGUCCAAUUGACUUUAAAGAAAUUAUGCCUGAACUUAGUGUCCUAUUGCGAUAGGGAAUGUGCUUAUGUGCUUCACCACUGAAACUGAAGUGUAGGAGAGCAAUUAAGAAUUGUGAUUAAAAACUUGAGAAGUUUUUUUUUAGGAAUUGUACAAGUAGAUGGGGCCACACAAAUUAUGCAGGGAAGACUAUGUAUGUCAUGUCUCCAAAUUGUUACAGCACAUUGUUUACUAUAUGCAAACUGUGGAUGACAUCUUGCACUCUGGAAAUGACAGCUCGCCAUAACUACCUGUCAUGAAUUGUGUAUUUAAAUGGGGCACUCCAUCAAAAUGCAGCAGUUGGAGAUAUUUGAUGACACACAAGCACAAAGACUUUACAAACAUAUUACACGUGUGAUGGCACAGCGAUGCACAACACCAACACACUGGUACCCAAUACGAUAGAGAUGGAAAAAGUUUUUACAAAAGUGUCCUUUGUUGUUAUUAUUAUUAAAACAUGCUAUUGGCUAUUAUAUGAUCUCCCACAGUGGUAGGAAAUGGUUCACUAACAACCAUUUGCAGGAGACAAAUUUUCCAAACAAAAUUGCCCUGCCAUUUUUGAUGGAAUGCCUCCACCUCCGUCGUUGUUGAUUAGCAACCUUUCGGCAAGAAGCCGGAGAUUUCCAUUGCCGAAAUAGCUGGUCUUUUUUCGGAAAAAUUGUAAUUGUUCAUGUUUUAUAUAUGUUUUAUGUGUUUGUAAAAUUCCUCAGAUUGAUAACAGAGAUAUAUUUUAUACUUAUUUAUUGUACAGGCACAAUCACACAAAUAUAGAGGGGGCAUAUUUUAAGUUGUAAUGUAAUUCUGUCCUUACUGUAAAGAAAUACCAUUUAGUAUCAUUUAAAUGAGUAUACCACACCAAGUGUAAGUAUGAUUCAGCAUAUACAGUAUCAGCCAUCGUUUUAGUUGUACAUUGAUGUGUUAUAAAUGUGACUUUGACAGAGGCAAUGUAAACCCAUUACUUGUGUUCAGAAUAUUUUGUACAGAAAUAAAUGAAAACAUACAGA
Molecule: messenger RNA, 5911 nt
Organism: Engraulis encrasicolus (European anchovy)
Lineage: Eukaryota; Metazoa; Chordata; Actinopteri; Clupeiformes; Engraulidae
Gene: cemip
Product: cell migration inducing hyaluronidase 1
Exons: 29
Coding region: 200-4294 (1364 amino acids)
Source: RefSeq, a predicted model, not a curated record